Molecule: messenger RNA, 480 nt
Organism: Helianthus annuus (common sunflower)
Lineage: Eukaryota; Viridiplantae; Streptophyta; Magnoliopsida; Asterales; Asteraceae
Product: ABC transporter B family member 1-like
Exons: 3
Coding region: 128-454 (108 amino acids)
Biological process (GO): transmembrane transport
Cellular component (GO): membrane
Molecular function (GO): ATP binding; ABC-type transporter activity
Source: RefSeq, a predicted model, not a curated record
GGCCUUUCCAAUCUUGUUGUUGAUGUCAAAAUAUUGCGCUAUAGCCAUGUGUGUGUCACAAAAGAGAAAGCAUUUGUGAAGGAGCUAGUAUUUCAGCAGGAAAAUUGGCAAGGAUGGCGUGGCAAAAAUGUAUGCAUUUUACUUUCUGAUAGUAGGAGCUGCGAUAUGGGCAUCUUCAUGGGCAGAAAUAUCAUGUUGGAUGUGGGCUGGAGAAAGACAAUCAACAAAAAUGCGAAUCAAAUAUCUACAAUCAGCAUUAGGUCAAGACAUUCAGUUCUUUGACACUGAAGUCAGAACAUCAGAUGUUGUAUUUGUUAUUAACACUGAUGCAGUUAUAGUUCAAGAUGCUAGAAGUGAAAAGGUUAAAAAAACACAACUUUUUGUUGUUUAUUAUGCAAAAACAUAUAAAAAGAAUGUUUUUGUUAUGAGUUUUUUGAGUGAACUGAGAAGUUGAAGGUUCAAUCGCUUCACAUGAGAGAA